AUGUCAUUUAGCAACAGUAAUACGGCUUCCUAUAUGACUAGUAGCAACGAAGAAGAACGGAGUAUAAACGGUAAAAACGAUAUAGAUAAUGAUGGUGCGUACAGUAAUAAUAUCAGAAAUAGUAGCAAUUCAACGCCAAAUACAUUUCAAUUAUCAAGCUUGGAUUUAGAUGUGGACAUGAGGAUGGAUUCCGCCAAUUCAUCGGAGAAUAUAUCAAAGAAUUUCUCCUCUGGUAUCCCAGAAUCAUUUGAGUCCAACUUAAACACUUUGUUGUCUCCGUCAAGCGGUUCUUAUUCUACAGAUCUAAACUACCAAAGUCUAUACAAACCAGAUCUUCCACAGCAACAAUUACAACAGCAACAGCUGCUGCAACAGCAACAGCAACAGCAACAAAAGCAAACACCAACCUUAAAGGUUGAACAGUCAGACACAUUCCAAUGGGAUGAUAUUCUAACGCCUGCUGAAAAUCAGCAUCGGCCAUCUCUCACAAACCAGUUCUUAUCUCCUAGGUCUAAUUACGAUGUCACCAAUAGGAAUACAGGCAAUGACACCAAUUAUAGUGAUACAGAAUCAAACUACCAUACGCCUUAUUUGUAUCCACAGGACAUAGUUUCCUCACCUGCGAUGUCUCAUUUGACUGCGAAUAACGAUGAUUUCGACGAUCUUUUGAGCGUUGCAUCCAUGAACUCAAACUAUUUACUACCAGUAAACUCACAUGGCUACAAACAUAUUUCGAAUCUCGAUGAAUUGGAUGACUUGCUAUCCUUAACAUAUUCAGAUAAUAAUCUUUUAUCAGCAUCAAACAAUGGCGAUUUUAGUAGCAGCAACAAUGUUAUUACGAAUACCACUAAAACUCAAAAUAGUGCUAUUGACGUUAACAACAGUAAACCUGGCACUAACCAAAAGAUGUUAUUGACAAUACCAACAUCUUCUACCCCCUCUCCUUCUACACACGCUGCCCCAGUAACACCCAUCAUUUCUAUACAAGAAUUUAAUGAGGGGCAUUUCCCAGUCAAAAAAGAAGAUGAUAGAACGUUACAACUAAAGCUCCGGGAUAACGACAACUAUGGAAUUACAAACAGUAACAACUUACUUCGUCCAGAUGACAAUGAUUACAACAACGAAGCCCUAAGUGAUAUCGAUCGUUCUUUUGAGGAUAUUAUCAACGGUCGAAAAUUGAAACUUAAGAAAUCAAGAAGAAGAUCUUCUCAAACUUCUAAUAAUAGUUUUAGUAGCAGGAGAUCUUCCAGGUCGAGAAGCAUAUCACCUGAUGAAAAGGCAAAAUCUAUAAGUGCGAAUAGAGAAAAGUUACUAGAGAUGGCUGAUCUCUUACCGCCUAGGGAAUAUGGUGGCAUUAAUCAGGAGCCUCAUGAACACGACAUUAAUACUAGCUUUAACAGCACCGCUAACAGCUGCAACAGUAAUGAAGAAAAUAGCAAUAUCAAUUUACCAACCAGUCAAGGAGAUAUUGAAUCGAACGUUGUCGAUAUUAAAACUGAAUUGGAUAACACCAGCAAAGAUCUUGGCAUACUUUUAGACAUAGGUAACUUAAACCAGUUUGAGCCGAAAGUUAACUUCAAAGAUGAUGACAAACACGAGAACAACGAUAAUGGUUUAUUUUCUUUGAAGAAAAAUGAUAAUUUAGAGAAGGUAGAUAAUACGACAAAUAACAGGAAGAAUCCUGCGAAUUUUGCUUGUGAUGUAUGUGGUAAGAAAUUUACAAGGCCUUACAACUUAAAGUCUCACUUAAGAACGCAUACAAAUGAAAGACCAUUCAUUUGUUCCAUUUGUGGUAAGGCAUUUGCACGCCAGCAUGAUAGAAAGAGACACGAAGAUUUGCACACAGGUAAAAAAAGGUAUGUGUGCGGUGGUAAACUGAAGGACGGUAAACCCUGGGGUUGUGGCAAGAAGUUUGCAAGAAGUGAUGCUUUGGGUAGACAUUUCAAAACUGAAAGCGGUAGGAGAUGUAUCACUCCCUUGUAUGAGGAGGCUAGACAGGAGAAAUCGGGACAAGAAAUUUAA
Molecule: messenger RNA, 2022 nt
Organism: Saccharomyces mikatae IFO 1815
Lineage: Eukaryota; Fungi; Ascomycota; Saccharomycetes; Saccharomycetales; Saccharomycetaceae
Gene: CRZ1
Product: DNA-binding transcription factor CRZ1
Exons: 1
Coding region: 1-2022 (673 amino acids)
Biological process (GO): regulation of transcription by RNA polymerase II
Molecular function (GO): DNA-binding transcription factor activity, RNA polymerase II-specific; RNA polymerase II cis-regulatory region sequence-specific DNA binding
Source: RefSeq, a predicted model, not a curated record